CCAGUCAAUACCAAGCCUGUCGCGGAGUGAUAUAAUCAGGUCAUUAUACAUGCCGAAAUAAGUCACAUGACUGAUCUAAUAAUAGAAACAUGGAAAUACCAGUCACUCGCACAAAUAUAAAUCCAACUUCAGCGAUAACAGAGAAUCCGCAUAAUGGACGGUGGAGCCGAACCCCCGAGGGUCCCCAGAUCUGAUUUUCUCAAUAAGAUUAAAGUCAAACUUGGAGGUAGAGGGAACACUUUACAGUAUGGGAGGAAGAAUCAAAUGGUUAUCUCCGGUUCAGCAGCUGGGGCCCAAGGUGCAGAUAUCCCCGAUGUGGAUCUGAGUGACACCGAUGAACCCUUGACAAACCGCGAACGUUGGAGAGGAUGUGAUGGUCCCGAACUCGAUCUUGGAGGAAUCCAAAACAAGAUACAGAUCAGUGAAGAGAACACUCUUGUUGAGACGGGGAGUCUUGAUAACAGGGAGGUACCGAUGGAGCAGGAGCCAUCUCCACCUCACCAUGGUAUGGAGCCGACAGUAACAGCAGUGCAAGCUUCAUCAGCUCUAGAUAUUGAUGCUGAUCCAGAAGGAUUUGAAUCGUUAACAUUGCCAAUCAGCCGCCCUCAAAGGAACCCUAGUACACCAUCGAAUACCCUAAAUGCUAGAUUCCAGACUAAUGUUAAGUCAGCUUAUGUGCCUGAUCAUGGCUCGCUUGUAAUAGACGGUGUAGAAUCAAGAACACCUCUUCACUCAUUUUCUGAAGAUCAAUCACCGUGUCAUGAUGGACCCUCUUUAAUCGACCUGUCAAAAACACGUAAAGUGAAAUCCCCACCAGAUGCAGGUGAAUCUGGUGGUGGGGCGUCUGAUUUCUCGGCUGCGUUGUCAGGGAAUGAAAGGGUAACGUCUCCAAUACCUUUACCAGAGCAUCGAAAGUCACAACGUGGACAUCUACAAAACGUCCCACCAUCUGCUGCAGAUCAACAGCAUGAACAAACAUUUACAAGAGUGGAGAGAGGAAGUGCAACCAGGAACGGCGGUCACAUGGAACAAGCACAGCAGUGUCUUCACUUCCGGGAGGUUCAGGGUCGGGAUUAUUACACCAUUGACCACUGCUGUCAUGUUGUGGACAUAAGAAGAAGAAGUGAUGUGUUUGGAGACGUUUCACAAGGAACUGGGAUUUUGUUGAGCUGGUCAUGGAAUGCGACAAAAAAACAUGUUGUAUAUACUUCAUGGACUGUGGCACUGGCGGCUGACAGACACAGAGAUCGUAGUGCAAUCAUUAAUCAGCUGGUUCAUGGCAAGUUCCUAUCCCUACGGAAUCUUGCUAGUGACAUAUUUCGUUCAUACACCGCUCAUCUCGUAAGUGUAACUACCGAUUUAUCGUUUACGUUUGGCCACUUAGAGGAACAGUCUGCAAAUAGAAUGAUUGAAUGUAACGGCGAUGUCCACACAGUUAUUUCUGGAUAUUUACCAAUGGAUUGUAAGUUUAAUCUUCAAGUGUUAAAGGAUGCAAGUUACGAAGUUUCACGUGACGCGAGUCCUGAAGAGUGCCAGCCAGAUGUUCCAGCUGACAUACAGGGUCUCUCAGAAGCGAUACAAAAGAAAAUGAAUCUGUCAACGGAAUCAAGAGAAGAGAGCAAAGAAAUGGCAGAAGUUCAAGCGAAACUGGCAAAUAUGGAAUCUGAAUUCAAGCAGGUUGAGUCAACGUUUCGUCAGAUUCUAAAGAACCAGAAAGACAAUUCCGAACGCCAACUGCUGCAACCUCGCAAUGAUAUGAGCAACUCUAUAGGACUUAUGAAACAGCAGCCGUCACAGAUAGGUGCGACGCAAGACAGAGUCCCUGUAGACGUUAGAGAAAUUCAAGAAAAAGAACGUGGUUUUCAUCCAUCUACAGUUUCAAGCCGUCAUGAUAGCACCUAUUCAACUGGGGAAACUAAACCCAAUGAACUGGAUCCGAAAUCACAGCAAGCGGACAACAUGCAAGUCAUGGCGACAUCUAACAGUCCAGCUGAAACAGGGAGGAUUGAUAUAGGAUUCAUGGACAAAUUCGAGUCAUUCCAAAGACGUCCGGACCCCACACCAGUCAACCAGGUAUCCCAGGGAUCACCAACAGUGCCACACUCUACCGACAUGCCCAGGGACACAAACUUGAAGGAUGACGCCAGGAAUAACCAUCUUUCACAACAUCUACCAACAAAGAAGAGGUUCAGUUCCAGGCAGGAUGUCAAUGAUCUGGUUCACAUCUUACCUGAAGAAAGCCUUGUCAGUGCUGAAAGGUUGCUGGAAGCAUUCAGUGUGUCGAGCGUUGGUGAUAGAAGAUCGCACCCAGAGGUGAAACGUCUGGCAGAGUCCAUAGCUUUGGCACUACAAGAGGAACGACCACCACCAUCCAGAUCAAAGGGUCCUGAUACUAUCCUUUGUCUUGACGUGUCCGACAGUAUUGCACAGCACGGCCUUGAACAACUGAAGAAAGCUGCUAACAGCUUCAUCGAUGGCAUAGAGGACAUAGCUGAACAGUUCGGGCUGGAGGAGAACCUUGGGGUGGUCGCCAUGGGUGGGAGAAGCACGGUGGUUCAGGAACUCACUAAUGACUUUGGCCUUGUCAGGGAUGCUAUAGACAAUUUAGAGGUUGGUGGCCGAAGUCCUCUAUUUGAAGCUCUCCUUGUUUGUGCCGCGGCAUUGAAAGGGCGUGGAGGUAUUCUAAGUAUUGGUGACGCACACAAGAUCCGACCUCGGCUUAUUGUUGUGACAGAUGGAUUAGCGACAAGCUAUGCCCGCUGGACCGGCUCGGAUGGGGGAAGUUCUGACCAUGACACCAAAGUUAAGCUGAUUCAACUUGUUCAACAAUUUACGCCGAAGAAUAACAGUUCCGCACCUAAUCCAAUAGUAUGGGUUCCAGUUGGAAAGGCAGAUACAGGCUUUUUAAAAUCGUUGGCCAAACUUGGGCAAGGAGAGCUGGUGGAAGGCGAGGACAUGGCGAGACUCUGCAAGAACUACAGAAUCCAGGGAAGCAUAGGAAAAAUCCUGCUCUGUAUACAGAGUCAGCAUAUGGCGGGUUCUAUGUCUAGCAGCAUAGAAACUGUAGCAGAGGCCCUGGUCGGAGAGAUGGAUCCAGCAGAAAAGUCAGCGGUAGUGGAAGCAGUGAAGAGGAAGCUUGACCACAAGGACACGGACAGUGAUGAUGAUGAUGAUAAUAUAGAACCGAACGACUUCAAACGCCUCCGAGAGAAGAAGGCCCUGCUUGCCCUUGGGACGAGGGUCUGCAGGGGCCCCGACUGGAAGUGGGGUGACCAGGACAGCGGCGGACCAGGAACAGUGGUUAAUCAUGCCAAAGAAGACAAUUUGGUUUGGGUGUGUUGGGAUUUCAACUCUACAUUCUGUAGAUACAGAUAUGGGUAUGAGAACAAUUACGAUCUGUUAGUCCAGGACACUGCACGGUACCUGUGUGAUGACGAACUCAUUGAAAUAGGGAACAAGGUCCAAAGAGGACGUGAUUGGGCAUGUGGACACCAAGAUGGCGGGCCCGGAAGUUACGGGGUCGUGAUCCGGAAAGCACAAGACGGAAAGGUCAAGGUUCGAUGGAUCGAUGCGGAUAAAAUUUUUACAUACAACUAUGGCUGUGAUGGACGUUUCGACCUCGAAAUAUGCAAACCAGAUUUGGAAACACGGCCAAGGAAACCUAGUCCCGUACCUGCGGCAACUAAAGUACACGAGUGGCAGUGGCGUGAUAGCACGGGCAAGUGGCGGCUUUACGAUGCUGUGACGACUGGGAAACUGGAGAAAGAGUUUCAGAGAAACGCUAAAGGAUCUUGCUUGAUACAGAGAAAUGGGAAAAGUUUUAGAGUGGUAUUCAAGAAAGAUCCGAUGAUUGAGAAGUUGGUGUCUGGCAAUGAAGUGCACGAUGUGCGGCGACAGGCUGUCAGUGAUGAAGAACGCGGCCAACUCUGAUGUAUAGAAAUGUCAUUGCAAGAAACAGAUCUUUUUUUUAUAUCUCAUCAAAUAUCAUAGCAAUCGCUGUCAUUCAUUGUAGGAACUGCUUUCUUAUUUGUCUGUGUAGUAUUACCAUGUUUCAACACCAAUAUUACUGAAAUACGGUAGCUAUUUCUAUGACAUGUGAACGAAUACACCACGAUACACCACGAUACACCAACGCGAUACACCAACAUGAAGAGUAUGUAUCCUUGUGUUUCACGUUGUCACGAUAUAUACUUAUUUCCAAGGGAAAACACAUGGCAGUUGUUGUUACACUGUACCUCAGACCAUCACGAAGGUGUAUGUCAGGUUCCCAGAUUUACAAAUAAGUAUUAUCUAUAUAACCAAGACUAUAUAAAUAAUAUCUAUACAUAUCUAUAUCUAUACUAUAAUAUCUAUAUAUGUAUAUAAAAAGUGUAUGUGGACUAAAACAUGAAGAGGAAUGCUUCUGUGCAUCGUCCUGAGAGAAUAUUGAAUCUGAGCACAGGUUCGUAGACACUAUGAUUAUAUCUGAGCACAGGUUCGUAGACACUAUGAUUAUAUCUGAGCAGCUCUAUGUGAUAAAUGAUCAUACAUAAUUAAUCAAAUGAUUUUGUACAUAUACAGGAGAGGAGGACGUCACUGUAAUGGUCAAAAUGUUUAUUUCCAUUUUCUAUCAAUUAAGAUAGAUCAAUUUGUUAAGGAGGUAUAAAAUCUGGUUUCUAGAACUUCCACAAAUUAUGUAUUUCAUAUAACAACAGUAUUAUACAAUACUGAAUAAUUGUUAGGGCUAGGAUGUUUAUUUUAACUUCCUGGUUUUGAAUGUUAUGUUUCAUUUUUCAUGUCUCAUGUGCUAAUUUUAUUCCGCUUGAAAUAAUAACAUAAAAUAGAACAUGUUAGCAUGAGUUUCGUAUUUUAUGCUGAAUUCAGGAUUCUUGCAUUUCUAUGCAAUUUCAACGGGAUGUACGAAAUUAGUGAAUGUGUUGUUCUAAGAAAAUUGACAGUCACAAAAUUGAAUGAGUGUGUGAGUAUGUCUUCACGCCGGUUUUAGCAACGUUUCUGCAAUAUUACGGUGGGGGACACCAGAGAUGGGCUUCACCCAUUUAACCAUGUAGGAAAUCAAAGCCGGACUAGCGAACGCUUUCAACUUUAUUCUAACCCCGUGGACAUGUCUGGCAUGGUUCCUGGUUGACACAGUUUCCAAAGCGUUGACAAAUGUCAUUUACAAUUUAUCUACAUCAUACAUCCAUGUUAUAUUUUUACAUCCUGUUCAUUAGAUCCU
Messenger RNA from Haliotis rufescens (red abalone), 5215 nucleotides. RefSeq lists its product as uncharacterized. Gene Ontology annotation, cellular component: cytoplasm. Lineage: Eukaryota; Metazoa; Mollusca; Gastropoda; Lepetellida; Haliotidae. The coding region runs from base 154 to 3930 and encodes 1258 amino acids. The transcript is spliced from 27 exons. Gene Ontology annotation, biological process: protein ubiquitination. The record is from RefSeq and is a predicted model, not a curated record. Gene Ontology annotation, molecular function: metal ion binding; ubiquitin-protein transferase activity.